Medioppia subpectinata is the source of this 1081-nucleotide messenger RNA. The record is from the annotation of a GenBank genome assembly. Lineage: Eukaryota; Metazoa; Arthropoda; Arachnida; Sarcoptiformes; Oppiidae.
CACUAAGAAAACGGUUGAAAAUGUUGUCAAAUCGGAGACAAAGAAGUUAGAAUAUAGCGAAGAAGUGAUUAAAAGACAAUUCGUUCAAAUGGAUCGAAAAGAGGAAAUAGAAAAGUCGCGGUCAGCGCUUCCCAUCAUUAACGAAGAGCACACUAUUAUGGACGCAGUUUUUAAUAACCCAUUCGUUAUAGUGUGCGGCGAAACGGGUUCGGGAAAGACAACACAAGUGCCACAAUUCCUAUACGAAGCCGGCUUUGCGUCCAAUAAACAGAUAAUCGGAGUGACAGAACCCCGUCGGGUGGCGGCCAUCGCUAUGUCCCAGAGAGUGGCCCACGAGAUGAACGUAUCCACUGAUAUAGUGUCGUAUCAAAUAAGGUUUGAUUCAAACGUUACGAAAGACACCAAAAUCAAGUUUAUGACCGAUGGAGUGCUCAUCAAAGAAAUACAAAAUGACUUUCUUCUGAACAAGUAUUCAGUGAUAAUCAUCGAUGAAGCGCACGAACGGAGUCUUUAUUCUGAUAUAUUGAUUGGUUUGUUGUCACGUAUUGUUCCGCUCAGGAAUAAAAUUGAUUCGCGUCAAUAUCCAGUUUCUGUUCACUUCAAUAAGAAAACAAACAGCGAUUAUCUUCACGAGGCGUUCAGAAAGGUAUGCAAAAUACACGCCGAAUGCCCGACCGGUGGUAUACUUGUGUUCGUCACCGGAAGAAUGGAAGUGGAAGUGUUGUGUCGACGACUUCGGGCCAAAUACCCGAACAAUAACUCUAAAAAUAUUUUACUGAAAAAGAGUAGACAUAAGAGAAGCGAACGGAAGAGCGAAAAGGAAACCACUGAGAAGACGCCGACAAUCAAUUUGGAUGACUAUGAAGUGAAUCCAUUGGAAAGCGAAACAGUUUUAGACGACUUCGACUAUUCUGACGAUGAAAAUGAUGACCAAAUUGUUGCCCAAAACCAAGAAGAAGAAGACAAUACGUUGUCUCACAGCCAACCACUGCAUUGUUUACCGCUUUACUCAAUGCUUCCGCAUUCGCGACAGAUCUCGAUCUUCUCUGAGCCGCCUCUGGGGAGCGCUAACACACAGUAG